CCGCCGUGGCCUUGCGCGGGGGUCCGCCGGGCGCCGCCGCUAUCUGCGACCCGUGGGAGAUGCGGGAGCGGCUGGGCACCGGCGGCUUUGGCGACGUCUCUCUCUGCCAGCACCGGGUUUUAGGUACUAAGAUAGCAAUCAAGUCUUGUCGCCAGGAACUAAGUGUGAAAAACAAAGAUCGGUGGUGCCAUGAGAUCCAGAUAAUGAAAAAAUUGAACCACCCCAAUGUUGUAAAAGCCUAUGAAGUGCCUAAAGAGAUUAAUUUCCUUGUCAAUGAUGUCCCACUUUUAGCUAUGGAAUAUUGCUCCAGAGGAGAUCUCAGGAAGCUCUUGAACACACCUGAAAAUUGCUGUGGUCUUAAGGAGAGCCAAAUACUUUCACUUCUGAGCGACAUUGGGUCUGGUAUCCAGUACUUACAUGAAAACAGAAUAAUACAUAGAGACCUAAAACCUGAAAAUAUUGUUCUUCAGGAUGAAGGUGGGAAGACAGUUCACAAAAUAAUAGACCUGGGAUAUGCCAAAGAUCUGGAUCAAGGAAGCUUAUGCACAUCUUUCGUUGGGACCUUACAGUAUUUGGCACCAGAACUCUUUGAUAAUAAGCCCUAUACGACUUCUGUAGACUUCUGGAGCUUUGGAACUGUGGUCUUCGAGUGCAUUACAGGAUUUAGACCAUUUUUACAUAAUCAGCAGCCUUUUAGCUGGCAUGAUAAAAUCAAGAAGAAAGAUCCAAAAUUCAUCUUUGCAUCAGAAGAGAUGACUGGGGAAGUUAGGUUCAGUGCUCAUUUGCCAAAUCCCAACAGCCUAUGCAGUAUAAUUGUAGAAUUAAUGGAGAGUUGGCUACACUUGAUGCUAAAUUGGGAUCCGCAGCAGAGAGGAGGCGGUACAGACCCAGAAACUGGCAAUACCAGGUGUUUCCAAUUAAUGGAUCAAAUAUUGGGCUUGAAGAUAGUUCACAUCUUAAAUAUGACUUCUGCCAAAAUCUUGUCUUUUACGUUGCAUCCUGAGGAAAGUCUUCAUUCACUUCAGUCACGUAUUGAAUCUGAGACCAGAAUAAACACAGGCAACCAAGAGCUUCUCCUUGAGAUGGGAAUUUGUCUGGACCCUCGGAAGCCAGCCUCACAGUGUGUUAUUGAUGGCGUAAGAGGUUGGGAUAGCUACAUGGUUUACUUGUUUGAUAAAAGCAAAACUAUAUAUGAAGGCCCUUUUGCAUCUCGGAGUCUGUCUGACUGUGUGAAUUACAUUGUACAGGACAGCAAAAUUCAGUUGCCCAUUUUGCAGCUUCGUAAGAUAUGGGCUGAGGCUGUGCAUUAUGUGAUUGGGCUAAAAGAAGAUUACAGCCGUCUAUUCCAGGGGCAGAGAGCUGCGAUGCUGAGCCUUCUAAGAUACAAUGCCAAUUUAACCAAAAUGAAAAACAACAUGGUAUCAGCAUCACAGCAACUGAAAGCAAAACUGAAAUUCUUUCAUCAGAGCAUCCACCUUGACUUGGAAAAAUACAGUGACCAGAUGACAUAUGGAAUAUCCUCGGAGAAAAUGCUGAAAGCCUGGAAAGAGAUGGAGGAAAAAGCCUUACAGUAUGAACAGAUUGGAGAUAUUGGCUACCUGGAUGAGCAGAUCAUGGCUUUACACACGGAGAUUGUGGAACUGCAAAGGAGUCCCCAUGCACGACGACAAGGCGAUCUCAUGGAAAACCUCGAACAAAGAGCUAUAGAACUCUACAAACAAUUAAAACCAAGAGCGCCAGAUCAUUCCUACAGUGACAGCACAGAGAUGGUGAAGAUCAUUGUCCAGACCGUUCAGAGUCAGGACUGGGUACUCAAGGAACUCUUCAGACAUCUUAGCAAACUAUUGGGAUGUAAACAGAAGAUUAUUGAUUUGCUUCCAAAGAUUGAAGUGGCUCUGAAUAAAAUCAAGGAGGCGGACAAUUCAGUGAUGCAGAUGCAAGGGAAGAGGCAGAGGGAAAUCUGGCAUUUGCUGAAAAUCGCUUGUACUCAGAGCUCUGCUAAAUCUCCUGUAAGUUCCAGUGUUGAAGACAUAAUUACUUCUUCAGUGCCUGCCUGGCUAUCGCAACCCUCAACAGGAAAUGUGCUUCAAUCUCUUUCUUCUGUUGGAGCCUCUAGAAAUAUGGUGGCUUUUGCACAUUUGAUAGAAGAAAAUUUAAGCUACCUCGACAGUUUUAGCACUGUCAUGCAAGAAGCAAAACAUGACCAGAAUAGCAGCGUGAUGAGUCUUGAUUGGAGUUGGUUGAAUAGUUGAAUAUGCAAGCAGACCAUCAAGAAGUUGCAAACAAAUGCCAUGUGUGCAUCUGUUCCAUCCUGGAUUCACCAUCACCUCCUAAAUGCCACUGCCACUGCCUGGGCUUCUUGCAGUUGGGGGAUGGCUGGCGCUUUAAAUACACACCUGCAAAAGUCAUUCAGAAGCCAAAUUUCAGUGACCCAGGGCCCUCUACUGUCAGACUACUACGGCUGCUGCAAUAUCAGUUUUCUUACCUCCAUUUGAGAGAUCAAGUCCUGAUGAUUCUCCAUUCAACCUGAAACCAUUUUGUCUUUAAUUAAAGGGGAAUCCUGUCAUAUUUGUCUAGUCCUUCUGAAACUUCUGAGGAAGAAGCUGGCUUCUCACACUAAAACAUCACACAACCUGGAUGGAGUGUCUCCUGCCAUAAGGUAUAUAGUGCAAUAUAAUGCAAUAUACCAAAAUAUUGAACUAUUGCACUAUAAAAAGUUAGUAAAUUCUGCUAAGAUAGAAACUAGAGAGGAGAAAAGAAAUAAACAGUGCUGAAUAGUUUAUCACAUGCUUUAUUUUUUGAUUUCCCCUUUCUUCACUAGCUCCUCUGGAAAUAUUGAUAGUCUAUUUCUUUUCAACAUAAUAAGAGAAUAUUUUGUUAUAUAUUAGAUGUGUUACUUUUUGUACUCCAAAUUGGCUGUUACCUGACCUCUCAUCCUAAAUAGACUGGGAUAGAAAUGUAGAAAAUUAAUAAAAUGAUCUCAAGCAA
Messenger RNA from Elgaria multicarinata webbii, 2988 nucleotides. It is a transcript of the gene CHUK, whose product is annotated as component of inhibitor of nuclear factor kappa B kinase complex. NCBI's taxonomy places the organism in Eukaryota, Metazoa, Chordata, Lepidosauria, Squamata, Anguidae. Gene Ontology annotation, biological process: positive regulation of transcription by RNA polymerase II; tumor necrosis factor-mediated signaling pathway; peptidyl-serine phosphorylation. The transcript has 21 exons. The record is from RefSeq and is a predicted model, not a curated record. Gene Ontology annotation, cellular component: cytoplasm; IkappaB kinase complex. Gene Ontology annotation, molecular function: IkappaB kinase activity; ATP binding. Bases 60 to 2252 code for a protein of 730 amino acids.